GUAUAAAUUGAAACAUGGCCGUCAUGUACACAGAUACUCUUUUGUUGCAAACUACAACAAGCACUGGAAUCUAUUAAGCAACAUCAGAUGUUCUGUACAUAAUACAGUGUAAGCAGCAUACCCUGCCUCAUGUAUGACAUCUGGCUCAGCAAUGACUUCAGCUGUAGCAUUGACUUUUUUUUUCCAACUGAACAUAAACAUUUACCUGGUAAAGAUGAUAAACAUAAAACCAUUAGCUCAAGGAAGAUUAGUAACAGACACGAAUACCAGUACCUCUAAUGACAUAAAGAAAACCAAUUCUACACACCAACAUGCAAGAAAAACAGCAGAAGACAGUUUACCUAUUACACCUAGAAAAAAUGUUCCUGAAAUUCUGGUCACACAAUCGUCACAUCCUUCAUCUAAUUUAGAUUUAUCUGACUUGGAUGUCACAGAAAGUGAAAGCAAUACACAGGAGAUAUCCAAUGAGUCUGUUAUUGUGGUAGAUGCAACAGAAACUUCAUUAAAUCCUGACCAAUCAGAAGUACAUGUUGCAAUUGGAAUGAAGAAAUCACCUGUUCGUGUAGUACGUCAUACAGCUAGAGUCAGUGAUAAACAAAACAAAAAAACAGAUCAACCUUCGAAAAGUAAUUUUCAGCCAACACAGGCCAUUUCACCUUUAGUGAAAGGAAGAAAGACAAUUAGAACAGAUGGUCCACGAUCUAAUAGCAGACACAGAGCUUCACCAUUAACUAAGAAAAAGGUGAAAGAUACUAAGACAAGUUACCCACAACCUAACUUCAACGAUUCGGCAGAAUCUUUGACAACAGAACAGAAAAUUGUGUGUGAAAAGCCAACAGAUGAUGAAGAUGAUGAUGAUAUACAAUCUGUUAUUAGUGAUAUGGAUGCCUGCUCCAUUGAUGAAUAUGUUCCAAUUAUUAAAUCAAAAACAAAGCCUGGUACUAAAUCAAAUAGUAAGACAAGUACAGUAACUAAAGCCAAAAAAGGGAUAUCUAUACCAUCAAGGUACAUGCAAGCAUCAGCUAAAACUUCAACAUCUCUAGUUAAUCAAAAGACAUCCAGUGGUGCUAAACAUUCGGCCAGUAAUAAAAGUUUACCAUCACAUAAACCAGCAACACCCGGUAGAUCUCAUAAGCCAGCUACACCGAGCAUGCCCAGUAAACCUGCUGGUGGGAAGACGUCGACACCAUGUUCUAGUGAAGCGUUACCUAAUACAACACAAGAUAUGGAUACAUCGGCUAUACCAGCAGAAAUAUCGGCAAUAUCAGCAGAUCUGAGCACUUUAUAUCAUUCCAAGAAAUACAAUACUUCAAGUAUAAUACAACAGAAGAAAAGACCCAAGAAACAGGAUAUAAAGAUGAGUCAACAGAGAUUAGAUGUUAUAUGGUCACGAUAUCUACAGUGGUUAUAUCUAGAUUCUAGAGCUAAAACUGUGUUUAAAGAACAAGAAAAGGCUGCCAUGGGUCAGUUAAAUAUGUUAUGGGAAGAAGUUGAAGCUUUACAUGAGAAAGAAGCCAGCUUAAAGUUAGAAUUAGUUCGAUUAAAACAUCUAAAUGAGCUGGAUGAUCAGCUUGAACUACAGAAUAGUGGAUUAGAACCAGUUAUAAAUAAUCUACCCGUUAUAAGUAAUGAAUAUCAUGAAUUAGCAGCGAGUUUAGAUACAACAAGACAUCAGAUAUCAACUAAAGGUAUUUAUAUACCAGAUGAUGAAGAUACUUUUCAAGCGUCGCUAGAAAACAGUCUACAAGAAAGUGAGAAUUUAUUAGGACAGAUUAGUAUGAUGGUUCGACAACAAACUCCAAAAACAUCUCAAUUUUCUACAGCUUUACAAACAACAGAAAAAGUUGUAGAUUCUGAAUGUUCAGAGCUUAAAAAGUGCAGAGAAUUAUUGGCAGCAUCUCAAAGUUUGAUUACUCAAGAAAGUUCACUCAAGAUACAGAGCAUCCAGUCUCAUUAAUCAUCUAAUAAUUCACAUCGUUAUCAUUCAUUGUGACCUCAGUGGGCUGGGGCAUCCAUUUCACAGGAAUAUCCUAUCAUACAGUGAUGUACAGAAGGCGGUGGGGCAUCCAUUUCACGGGAAUAUCCAAUCAAACAGUGAAAUUAUAUAAAGUUUUGGGGUUUAAAUAGCGCUGUCAGUUUUGCCCCACUUAAAAGAAUUUUUGAAAUUCCAAGAUGGCGACAAUGAUGCCAUGUUCAGUUCCUGGUUCAACAUGCGCUCUAUAUAUAUAUGAAAUUCUAUCGUUAUUUGUAUUACUAAUGUAAAGAUGAAGUGAUUUCCCCUGGUUACAAUAGACAACCAAUGGACAAGUAAAGAAACAUGGCAAUAAGAUAUUUAAGAUUUGCCCUUAUUUAUUUAACAAGUUCUGUGAUGUUUUUGUGUAUAGAGAAUUAAAAUCUUUGAAUAUCAUGAAAUCAAA
Molecule: messenger RNA, 2417 nt
Organism: Patella vulgata (common limpet)
Lineage: Eukaryota; Metazoa; Mollusca; Gastropoda; Patellidae
Exons: 16
Coding region: 134-1957 (607 amino acids)
Biological process (GO): spindle assembly; centrosome cycle
Cellular component (GO): centrosome; nuclear microtubule; cytoplasm
Molecular function (GO): microtubule binding
Source: RefSeq, a predicted model, not a curated record